CAGCCAAUCAUGUUGAACUGCACAGCAUAUGUUGUUGAUUACAAUUCGUCUUGUCAGAAGCCUCAGUAGCAAGGCAUGACUGUAUCACCCAUGCAGAAAAGGCUUCUCAAGGGAUACUGGGAAAGGCCCCCUGACAAUUUUGCUAUCCAGCCCUCUCUUCUCAUGCAAUGAGGAACUCACAAAGAAGCCUGCUGAAAUCCAACGUAAAUAUUUAAAAUAAAAGAAUGCAAGGCCCUGGAAGGAGUGGUCCUCUCUUGCGUUUUGGAUUUGACGUUUACAUCUUGGGACUCUUGAAUUAUGGUCGCUAUAAGAAGGACUUGAAUCUCUCUGUUAAAGUUAUGCAAAUACAGUAUAGUCUCAAUAUUUUUGGGAUUAUAUUCAGAGGCUUUUGGAUUAUGGUCAUAGAAUGCCCUCAGAAGAAGAGAAUGAUAAACCAUUUCUGAGUACUCUCAACCUAGAAAACCUUGGAAAGGGUCACCAAUGGUUACAUGUCAAGGAUUACUGAUUCUUCUGUUCCUUGAAACCACAUUUGGGAGCUCCUGUCCCCACCACUGCAGCUGUUCUCCGUCGGAUCAGAAUCCUCUAAAAGUGGACUGCAGCUUCAGAGAACUGACCACAUUUCCGCUUCUACCUGGCUCCACACAAGAGUUGUACCUCCAGGAGAACAAACUAAAAACAAUACCUGCAGGAGCUUUUGACAGCCUUCAGAUGCUGAAGGUUAUCAAUUUAUCGAGCAAUCCUUGGCACUGUGACUGCAGGAUUCUCUAUCUGAAAAACUGGCUGGAAGACCAAAUGGAUAACCUUCUUACCAAUGACAUCACUGAUGUGAGGUGCUUCACACCACGUUCACUUCGCAACAGAUCCGUAUCUGAUCUCAGAUGGAGCGAAGUGCCUUCCUGCUCCACACCCCAAAGACUUUGUUCCGACUUCCUGUUCAGUGAUGCGCUCCUUUUCAUUUUGGUGUUCCUUCUUUUACUGAUUUGUAUUUUCUUGAUUACAAGAAAGACUAAAUUUAAAGUGGAGGUUUGUGAAAACAGCACAAAGAUCCCAGGCACAUUACCGUUAACUUUUUAUCGGCUGAAAAGAAGAACAGGAAGAGUACCAAGCAAUUCAUCAUUGCUAGUGACUGCUGAGCAUUAGGUUGUCAAACAAGAAUAAUGAUCAAAAGAAAUUAUUUGCAUUUAUCAUUAAAAGUCAAGUGGUAAACUUCUAUGAAUGGCUAUUAUUGAUGUUUCAUUUUAAGGAACGGUAAUUUAUUUAGAACAUAUUAAAUGAACAAAAAUCUGUAAUAUGGUACUUUGAGAUCAGUUCCUAAAAUUGAACAUGUUUAAUUUAAUCUUGUUCCUGCUUUUAGAUAUGCACUGAAAGCAUCACCUGCAAUUGACGGUAAGUUCAAAAUCAG
Pogona vitticeps (central bearded dragon) is the source of this 1402-nucleotide messenger RNA. The record is from RefSeq and is a predicted model, not a curated record. Lineage: Eukaryota; Metazoa; Chordata; Lepidosauria; Squamata; Agamidae.